This is a messenger RNA of Uranotaenia lowii, 867 nucleotides long. RefSeq lists its product as uncharacterized. The coding region runs from base 1 to 867 and encodes 288 amino acids. The transcript has a single exon. NCBI's taxonomy places the organism in Eukaryota, Metazoa, Arthropoda, Insecta, Diptera, Culicidae. The record is from RefSeq and is a predicted model, not a curated record. Gene Ontology annotation, biological process: DNA integration. Gene Ontology annotation, molecular function: nucleic acid binding.
AUGACUACAGAAACUACAAUACGCGUUUGUCGGGAAUUUUUCAGUACAUUUGGCAUUCCAUCCGUUUUUGUGAGAGACAAUAGUCCUCAGUUUACGUCCGCGGAUUUCGCUAAGUUUUUAAAGAUGAAUGGAGUCGUUCACAAACUAAGUGCUCCCUACCACCCGGCGACGAAUGGUCAAGCCGAAAGGUUUAUCCAGACUAUGAAAUGCAAAUUAAAGUCCAUGGAUUGUAACAAUUCCGAUCUACAUUCCGAAUUAUACAAUAUCUUACUAUCGUAUCGAAAAAUGAUACAUCCGACUACAGGACAUUCCCCUGCUCAGAUGGUAUUCGGCCGUCAGUUACGUUCUCGUUUAGACCUGAUGAUUCCUUCAGACGACCCUAAAGACAGUGUAGUUCAGGGAAAAGUACGUGACUUGACAGUUGGAUCCAGGGUGUCAGUACGCAACUACGAUCAUUCUACAAUUUGGGAGUUCGGUGUAAUAAAAGAGCGUCUUGGUAAGUUGCACUACCUCGUACAGUUGGAUGAUGGACGUGUUUGGAGGAGACAUAUCGAUCAACUACGGGCUGUUGCUGUAGAGGAGCAAGACUCGUCGAAAGAGGUAACAUUUUCGCGGGAUGGUGGGUUUAACGAUUAUGAGAACUCAGAAGUUUCAAUCGCAGUAACUCCCCAGAAUCCAAUCCCAGAUAUUCCUUCCUGUACAGAUCCUAUUCCUGAUCCACAAAACUCUCCAAAACCUACCGUUGCUUUAUCUCCUACUAUACCAACUGGCAACACUGCUGUAAACCGAUCACCAGGCGUACAAGCGAACCAAGGACUACGUCGUUCAGCAAGGACGAUCAGAGCUCCACAGAAACUGGACCUUUGA